Molecule: messenger RNA, 5533 nt
Organism: Bubalus bubalis (water buffalo)
Lineage: Eukaryota; Metazoa; Chordata; Mammalia; Artiodactyla; Bovidae
Gene: RIMKLB
Product: ribosomal modification protein rimK like family member B
Exons: 7
Coding region: 465-1625 (386 amino acids)
Biological process (GO): protein modification process
Cellular component (GO): cytoplasm
Molecular function (GO): ATP binding; ligase activity, forming carbon-nitrogen bonds; metal ion binding
Source: RefSeq, a predicted model, not a curated record
UGCGUGUGUGGGGUUGAGUGUUUGCCGGGGUGGGGGUGAGGGAGAGCCGCACCAACCGCGCGGCUGUGAGCAAGGGGGCGGGGGGUGAGUGGGCGAGGGCGUCGGGCCUGGCUGCUGGAGCCGCGGCGCCGGCGGCGGCGGCAGCGGAGAAAGGAGGCGGCUCCCGGCAUCCCGACCCCCCUUCCCCUGCCCUCCUUCUCGGACUUCCAGCCCGCCCGGCCUCCCGCGCUGCCCUCAUAGGCCCCCAGCCCGGCGCCGCCGGCCAAGAGCGAGGGAGGAGCCGCCCGAGCCAGAAUAAUUACCAUUGGGAAGAGGCCUCUCAAGAAAAAUGAAUGAAGAAGCAUCUUAGGAUUCUCAUUUAAUUAGCCUUGCCUGGACUAUUGGAAGAUAGCAGAUAAAGAUAAAUUGGAGGAGUCUAUAUUCAGGACGAAGUAAUCCCAGGAAAGGAAGAACAGCAGAUCAAGAUGUGUAGCUCUGUGGCUGCCAAGUUGUGGUUCUUGACAGAUCGUCGAAUCAGGGAAGACUAUCCCCAAAAAGAGAUCUUACGAGCAUUAAAGGCCAAAUGUUGUGAGGAGGAACUGGACUUUAGGGCUGUGGUGAUGGAUGAGUUGGUGCUAACAGUUGAACAAGGAAACCUGGGUCUGCGUGUCAAUGGAGAACUAAUCACCGCCUACCCGCAGGUGGUGGUAGUGAGAGUACCAACCCCUUGGGUGCAGAGUGACAGUGACAUCACUGUUUUGCGCCAUCUAGAGAAGAUGGGAUGCAGGCUGAUGAACCGACCUCAAGCCAUCCUGAACUGUGUUAAUAAGUUCUGGACGUUUCAAGAAUUGGCAGGUCAUGGUGUUCCUCUGCCAGAUACUUUUUCUUAUGGUGGUCAUGAAAAUUUUGCUAAAAUGAUUGAUGAAGCAGAAGUACUGGAGUUCCCAAUGGUAGUGAAGAAUACACGUGGUCAUAGAGGCAAAGCGGUUUUCUUGGCUCGAGAUAAGCACCAUUUGGCUGAUCUAAGUCACCUUAUUCGCCAUGAAGCUCCAUACCUGUUCCAGAAGUAUGUUAAAGAAUCUCAUGGAAGGGAUGUACGUGUCAUUGUUGUGGGAGGCCGUGUGGUUGGCACCAUGUUACGCUGUUCUACAGAUGGGAGGAUGCAAAGCAACUGCUCACUAGGUGGUGUCGGGAUGAUGUGCUCAUUGAGUGAACAAGGGAAGCAGCUAGCUAUCCAGGUGUCUAAUAUCCUAGGAAUGGAUGUGUGUGGCAUUGACCUAUUGAUGAAAGACGACGGCUCCUUCUGUGUCUGCGAGGCCAAUGCAAAUGUAGGUUUCAUCGCCUUUGAUAAGGCUUGUAAUCUAGAUGUAGCUGGUAUCAUUGCGGACUAUGCCGCCUCCCUUCUGCCCUCUGGCCGGCUCACCCGGCGUAUGUCCCUGCUCUCCGUGGUGUCCACGGCCAGUGAGACUAGUGAGCCGGAGCUGGGUCCCCCAGCCAACACUGCUGUCGACAACAUGAGCGCAAGUUCCAGCUCUGUUGACAGCGACCCUGAAACCACCGAGCGAGAGCUGCUCACCAAGCUCCCAGGGGGCCUGUUCAACAUGAACCAACUGCUAGCCAAUGAAAUCAAACUCCUGGUGGAGUGAUUCCACCGGUAAAUAAUUAACCAACAAAACCCUUGUAAAACUUUCUUUUUCUUCUUUUCUUUUUUUUUCUUUCUUUUUUCUUUUCUUUUUUAAACCAACUUGCAAUGCUGUUCAUGAAAAAUGCUCAGGAAGAUGAGAAAAUUGAGUAGGAGUAGUUAGGAGGGAAGAAGUGGGAGAUAGACAUGAUCUCUGCUAUUAAGGUGUUACUUUUAUUUACAAAUGCUACAGAUAGAGAGGCAGAAGAGGUGAGACACAGAAAAAUGUUAGGCUCUUGUAGUUACUCUUUUAAGUUACUCAGAAAUGUGUAGGCUCUCAGGCCAUGAAUUUUUUUCAUGGUCCUUUUUGUUUUUGUACAGUUGGUACAAAUUUCACAGGAGUGUAAUUUCAUAUUGCAUUUUAACGGAUGAGGUAAACAUCCACCUAAAUUAUAAUUUUUUCUUUUUUAAAAAUCUGAAAAUUCAGCCUAUACACUAUUAACUAGCAGCUUUAUCUUCAUAUUUACGAAAUCCUGAGGGACUCUUUUAGCGACUUUUUUCAACCCUUGAUAUGGGUGGGAGGGCAACGUGAGUGUGACCCAAUAAAAAUUUCCUUUAAUGACAAAAUUGGCAUGUUUGCAUGCAUGAUAAAAGGGAAAUGAACAGUAUUGCAAUGUCUGGCACACAAAACAACAUUUACUCCAUUGUAGAUAAAAUUGCACUAGUUAAAAAUAUGUGCAUUGACUUGUAUUUGUUAGUGUUUUAGCCUUUUUUGAAAGACAUAUGCUCUGUUAAUGUUGCAUUUUUUUUUAAUACAUGCUAGUCUUAACAUUCCCUGAUCUAUGCCUGCAUCUUUAAGAAUGGCCAAAGUGAAGAAAAUGCUACCUUUUUUGUUAACAAGACACUGACUUGAAACAUGUGCAUUUAAGCCUUUUAUUUUUUCCUUUUUUCUUUUGGUGGUUGGGCAUUUAAAGAAUAAGGACAAGGAAAAAUAUUUUGGGGGAGCAAAUCAAGGGCCUAUAAGUUCCUGACUAUAAAACUGAAGUGAUUCCAUCAUUAUUUAUUUGCAUUUUUCACAUUUUAAGAGGGUGUUGUGUGUGUGUGCGUGUGUGUGCGCAUGUGCUUGCACACGCAUGCAUGUUUAUGUGUUUGCUUUUUGUUUACACCAACCAAUCAAAAAGGAUAGAUACUAGAAAAUGGAGCAUGAUGGGAAACACAGUUUUUUACUUAAAAAAAAAAAAAAAACAGUCAAGUUGUUUUCAUAACUGUACUCUGCUGGGUAGAGGUACUCACCUGAAGAUAUGAGGAGAAUAGAUUCUUUUUAGGCAUUUGUGUAUAUGUGUGUUGUUUGCUUUUUUCUUUGAUUCUAGACUGUCCAGUGUAUGAUUUAUUCAAGGCUACAUGCUUUCCCUCUGCUUCUUGCUGUGCAUUUUUUCCUGUUACACAUAGAUUUUGCGGUGGGGUAGACUGAACAUUUUUUGUUUGGGGACUUAGCAGUCUCUUAUAGCCCUACUCUGAAGCCUUCAAUAUUCUCUUUAUAUUUCUUUAUUUCUGAAUUCAUAAAAGCCCCCAAACUGCAUAUAAUAUGAGCCUUUAAACAUGGGAAACUAUUCCAACGAAUGGUUUGGAAGGUGUGUUAAGAAGUAGAGAUGAUCCAGAAUUCAACGUAAUUUUUUUAAGCAGCAAGUUCCAUCUCCCUACAAUCCUCUGAAGCUUUUUACCCAAGUCCUUUCUUGCCUCUCCAGUGCUUUUUUUCCUUCAGAUGGACCUUAAACAUAAUUUCUUGGACACUUACUAGAGAGACUUCGAGGCAAUAAGAUCAGUAUUAACCAGUUCUAACAGAGGUUUGAUCAUGCUUAUUGUACAGUUUUUCCCCCAUUUAAAAAAAAAAAGGAAUGUAAUAAAAUUUGUUUUCUUUUCCAUAGAAUUAAAUAAUAUUAAAAUGGAGUGAAAGGUUGAUUGUUGACAAAUAGAAUAGUACCUCUAAUCUGUGCAGUGUCUCAUUUCACCUUAGUAAAAGAUGUAUAAGAGGAGUUUCUGGUUUACUUUAGGAUAUUCUAAUCUCAUCUAAAAGAAUUUGACUUGUACCAGGUUAUCGUGGGACAUAUUGUGGCAUAUAUAAGUACCUCUGGCUCACUUGGUACUUGUUUUACUGAAUGACCGUACUUUGGAAGGUGCACACUAUUUGGGAUAGAGAACUGAAAAGGGAGAAUAUUUAAUUAAAUCAUAAUUCAUAUGUGUAUAGAGACCAUCUGGUUGCCACAUAGAUUAUGACACAUAUACUUGGAAUAGUUACAUAUCACAUGUAUAUAGGUCAGUGCAGUUUAAAACACAAGUAGAAUACCUCUCUCUUUGAUGAAAAACUCAAGGUUUCUCUUGGAUGGGAUAAGGCACCAGGAAAGAUACAGGUGUAGCCUUGUAAAAAAUUAUCAAAUUGACCAACUACGUUAGAAAAAAUAUCUGAGAUUAUUUCACUGUUACUUUUGCUCACUAUCCAUCUUUUGUGCAUUCACACUCUAUUAAAACAUAGCCUUACCAACCUACUUCUAGAUCAUACACUCAUAUGUUAGAAUGAGAAGGGCAAGAAUGGUCAUCUUAGAGUUAAAGAACACAAAUGUCCUCUUGAAUUCUCUCAAAAAAGUAAAGACUAUGAACAAACCAUACUGGAAGAACCCAAAUAAACCAGCCCAGAUAUUUAAGUGAAAGUUAAAUAUAUUUUCAUAUUGUUUAGUAAAUUUCUUAAAAUCUUUAUUGCUAUUAUGAGAGUUAAAAAUGUGUAUUAACUAAAUAUGUAUAGUUGUUAUCAUGUGAAAAUCUGAAUUAUUGUAAAACUAUUAUAUAUUGUUAAAAUUGUAAUUCUGAAUUGUAUUUAAACAUAAUUCUUUCUGAUAUUGCUUUUAUGUCACCCAUGAUGAAAAGCGGACUAUAUAUAUAUACACAAACAUACAGAUAUGAACUAUUCCAUUUAAAAGUUUUAAUAGUUAUUUUCUUUUGAUUGGUCAUUUCUGCUGGCUUUAAUUCCACUGAACUUUGAAAUAUUUCUGUAUAUGCUAUCAAAUAAGAAAACAUCCUGGAAUAUUUAGGAAAAAAAUCCAUUGAGAGACUUGUUUUCAUCAACCACUUUAUCAGACUUUUGAGAAGGUAUUGAAGACAUUGAAAGAAGUCAUUGACUUUCAUGAUCAUCUCUUCUUUUUCUCAAGAAGAAAACAAGGAAAAAGAAAUUCUCUUCCUUCAGUGAAUCCCCAGUUUGGGGUCUGGGGCGCUUAGAGACAUUGUGAAAUCCAAUCUUGUGUUACAUUUUUCUGCUGGCUCACUCACUCUUUUUGAGAAGGUUUAUGGGCUAUAUGGCUGGUGAGACACGAUCCCCUCCUAAGAAAAUGUAGGUGCUCAGACAGGUAACCUCUGCUGCUACUGUUUUUAUUUGUUUGUUUGUUUGUUUAAUUUCUUUUAAAAAUUGUUUUUGUUGUACUAGGAUAUUUUUUAAUGUAAUAUAUUGCAGGAUUUAUAACGAGGUACUGCUUUCUUUCUUUCCUUUUUUUUUUUUUUCCUUAAAAAACAAAACAAAACAAAAUUUCAUUUAAGAUACAUUUAGGCGCCUUUGAAGCUUGGAUUUUGGAAUGUUUCAGUAGUGGACAGAAAUCUGCUGUUGGAAUCUCCUAGUCUUCCAGGUUUAAUUUGAAAUGUUUUUAGUUUUGUUUUGGAUUUUUGUGUGAUAUUUUAUUUCCUUUAUACCAAUUGCCCUUUUGCCAUGCUGUUUUGGGGUGGCUGCCUAACUCUAGUGACAGUUCUUUCUACAUUAACGAAAAUGUGGUGUUUUAAAUUCCAUAAUGUUUUGCAUUUUUUAAAUUGUUUUUAAAGAAAUAUUCUAACUGCUUGCACUAUUACUGUUCUUUGCCAGCCUUUUCAGGAGCCAAAAAAACAAAAACAAACAAA